Molecule: messenger RNA, 1853 nt
Organism: Drosophila obscura
Lineage: Eukaryota; Metazoa; Arthropoda; Insecta; Diptera; Drosophilidae
Exons: 3
Coding region: 9-1853 (614 amino acids)
Cellular component (GO): membrane
Molecular function (GO): N-acetylgalactosaminide beta-1,3-galactosyltransferase activity
Source: RefSeq, a predicted model, not a curated record
CUGGGGAAAUGAAAUUUAUUCGAGUGCAUGUAGCAAAAAUGAUGCGAAUUCUGGUUCUGUCCUUUGUGGGCUGGUUGGUGGUUCUCGAGCUUAUAAUAUUUUUCCGCAGUUCUGCCUUCUACGAGCUUCAUGAGAUUGUGUUCAAGCCAUACAAGGAGUCGAUAAGUAGCUAUGACGUUGGCAUACGGGCGCAGCAGUGGGACGACAAACUCAUAGGCAAGCUACUUUAUGAGAAUGUCCGUGUGCAUUGCCUGCUUUAUUUUGAGGAUUUGGACAACGGAUUCGAUGAAAUGAAGGCUGAGCACAUCCGGAAGACUUGGGGCUGUCGCUGCAAUCAAUUGUUUAUAUUCAAUUCGAGGGAGAUCAGUCUGACGGAGGCGUAUCUUGGGAUCUAUCGCAACCACCACAUUAAAUUGGAUUGGCUGUUGAGCGUCUCUAUGGGAACCUAUGUGAUUAUGGAAAAUCUCCGCCAUAUGCUGGCCCACUAUUCAGCUUCGCAGGCGCUCUACUUCAGUGCCGAACACGGCUUCUAUUCCUACGCUCAUGUGGGCAAAGUCGCAUCCACCGAUCACAUUUUCAGUCGUGGAGCACUAGAGCACCUUUUGGCAGAGAAUUGCCUGCAGGAUGGCUCCAGCUUGAGGUCGUGCUUGGCUCGAAUGGGUCGUGGACCAAGCGACGCUCUUUUACCAUUCAAUGUUCAGGAAGAGUUGUUGCCCUUCCACCUGCGCACCAAGUUCUGGCUGUGGCCCUGCAUCUAUCGAUCGGUCUACGGAAAUCAGGGUUUGGAGAGCUGCUUUGGUCGUGGUAUCCUUUACCCAUACGUCAAUGCGAAUCAGUUGCACGUCCUGGACUUUCUGCUGUAUCACCUGCGACCCUAUGGAUACGUCAAUUCACUGCCAGAGCUAAGGUCCGUACAUUUCCCCACUCACAUACCGGCCAGGGCACUCAAUGAUACACUGGCCAGACGGCUGCGCCAAUCCGUGCGGGUUCUCUGUCUAGUCCUGACCUGGCCCACAAAUCACCUCAGGGGCGCGAAAACCAUAAGCGAAACCUGGGGACGCCACUGCAACAGGGUGGUCUUUUACAGCAGCUCCCCUCACGUGGGAAUACCUGGAGAGGGAGUGGAAAUUGUUGGCCUGAACAUCAGCGAUAGCUACGAUUUCCUUUGGGGCAAGACAAAGGCCGCCUUCAGCCAUGCCUAUAGGCACUAUCGCCAUGAGGCGGACUGGUUCUUUAAGGCCGACGACGAUACCUAUGCUAUAAUUGAGAAUAUGCGCUAUAUGCUCUCCAGCUAUUCCCCGGAUACUCCUAUUCACUUUGGCUGUAACUUUCAUUUGGCGAAUGUUUCUUAUAUGUCCGGUGGAGCUGGCUAUGUGCUCAGCAGGAAGGCCCUUCAGAUGUUCAUCACCCGAGGAAUCGGCAAAUCGAUUUGCAGGGCGGGAGGCGAAGGAACGGAGGACUAUCAAAUGGGAAUCUGCAUGAAUGCGUUAAAUGUCAUGGACGGUGACUCUAGAGACCUCUAUCAUCGACAGAGAUUCUUUCCAAUUGGCCUAGAGUACUAUCUCAUACCAGGCCGAGCUGACGCCAUCGAUUGGUUGAAAAAGGUUCAGACAUAUACAUUCCAAAAAGGCAUCAACUGCUGUUCAACCUAUUCGAUUACAAUGCACAAAGUGUCUCCCUAUGAAAUGCAUUUUCUAGAAACAAUUUUAUAUAGCGCGCGUCCGUAUGGCAUCAUAAUGGGGCAUCCCACGUCUAAGAAAGUGCAAUCAAGAGUAUAUAAUGUUACAUAUCCAUCUAAUCAAGAGACCAACAAUAAUCCAAUUGUCGCAUUUUACUCGAAGCCGUCUAAAUAA